This is a messenger RNA of Ictalurus punctatus (channel catfish), 1913 nucleotides long. It is a transcript of the gene inha, whose product is annotated as inhibin subunit alpha. The record is from RefSeq and is a predicted model, not a curated record. Lineage: Eukaryota; Metazoa; Chordata; Actinopteri; Siluriformes; Ictaluridae. Gene Ontology annotation, molecular function: cytokine activity; growth factor activity. The transcript is spliced from 2 exons. Gene Ontology annotation, biological process: SMAD protein signal transduction. The coding region runs from base 600 to 1637 and encodes 345 amino acids. Gene Ontology annotation, cellular component: extracellular region.
CUAGUCAAGGCUAGGAAUAUGAUAAUCCAAGCUGUGCUGUUUGUCUUAUCUUAUUCGCACAUUGUGGGAAAACAGGUGCAGAGGUUUAAAAAAAAAAAGAGUCUUGCUGCCUAAGACUCUAAAUGAUAAAAUUAUUUACAAAACUAGGCAGUUUUGUAGGAGUUUAGUGCAGACAUUACAGCUUUAUCAAAAAGAAAUUUGCAGACAUUUGGAAAAAGCUCAAAAUUAUAGUAAAUCCCAAACAUUUGCAAUGACAAUUUAAACUUAAAAGCAUCAGUUUUCAGUGAAGUGUUGUUGCUGCAUGUUUGAAUCAGGGAGCUGUUUAUACAUUGUGAUACUAUUGGUCUUCCAAGGCCAAGGAAAAGUUAUUUCAACAAUUCUCCAAACAGGUCCAUCUCAUUGGCUUCUUCUCUACUGGAAACACACUGAUAGCAUAAACCCAAAUAGUUUCAUGAUUCAUUCAUAGUAGGAUUGUUAGGAAGGAGAAGAAUAGACAGCAAAAUAAGCGAACAAGCAUAUUCUAGUCACAUUGGAGAAACUGACAGAUUGUUCAGAGUGUUCACACAGAGAUACAGAAAAAUCUGGAUUUAUUAUUUUGGAUGAUGAAUCCCACUAUAAUAAUUUGCAGCAUUGUCUUUUCAACAGCAUGGAUUUACCUUCACUGCCAGGCCUGCCAGGGAGAUCUGCCCCAGGAAGUGGUGCUGGACUGGUUGAAGAGACGCAUUCUGGAGGAACUAGGGCUUGACAAGCCCCCUGUGCCGACUCUACAGAGUCUAUCUGGACAGAGGGUGCAUGUGGCAGCACAGCACAGAGCUUGGCGAGUACGCAGGGAGGCUCGGCUGGACAGGAGGCAACAUCAGGAGAUUUCCCAAGUCAUUCUGUUCCCCAGAUCUGACAGGACCUGCCUGGACACAGUCUCAAUCUCUUCUGAGGACACUCCCAGCCACUUUACCUAUUACUUCCAGCCAUCUCUGGACAAUCAGGAGUCCCUUAUCACCUCAGUGGACUUCUGGUUCUAUGCUGGAGAAAUCACUGCAGUAAAUACCACCUCUGUGUCACUUUAUAUUCUUACGACUCACCAGGAGCUAAUGCAGUUAGCUCACAGGCCAUCUAAAUGCAGUCCAGAUGGCUGGAGCACCUACAGACUUAAGCGCCACUUCCACAGUGCUAUAGCCAAUGGGCCAUUCCUGCUGCAGGUACGAUGCCUAGUAUGUGGCUGUUACGCCUCAGAGGAGGACAAAACCCCUUUCCUGCAUGUUAAUGUUAGGCCACAUGGGCCUGAGCGUGCCCGAAGAGCACCCAGCAUUGUCUGGUCACCAGCUGUCAUUGAGAAGCUCCAGAGGCCCUCACCUGAAAAAGAUGACACUUAUUGCAGGAGAGAGCAGAUAGAGAUCUCUUUUGCAGAGCUGGGCUGGGACAACUGGAUUGUCCACCCAAAGACUUUCAGUUUUUACUACUGCCAUGGGAACUGCUCAAGCCCUGAGUUCACAGCGACAGUUCUAGGUAUUCGCCAGUGCUGUGCACCUGUGCCUGAGAGCAUGAGGUCACUACGUUUCACCACCACCUCAGAUGGUGGAUUCUCAUUCAAAUAUGAGACACUGCCCAAUAUCAUACCUGAGGAGUGUAACUGCAUUUGAUGCAUUUGUUCAGGGUCAUGCAGUUGAACUUUCAAAAACUUGUAAUAUAAAUGCAUUUGUAAGAUAAAGUUUGAUGCCGUUUGAACUACAGAUACUUUUCAGAUCUGUUGUUUAUAGACCUGCUUUCAGUUUUUGAUAAUCACGUAACUUGGUUGCAAAACAUUUUAUUUUAAUUCAGUAAACUGCACCUGUGAGAAAAAAAGAUUGUAGUUUUGUAUUGUCAUUAAAUGAUUUGGAAACCCAGCUGUUCCUAUAUUCUGUACCCUUGGAGCAUGA